UUAUAUCACCACUUUGUAACUGUCUUGUUACAUUAGUGAAAUAAAAAUUAAAAAGUUUAUAAAUUUGUCCCAAUGUUGACACUGCGUUAUACAGGGCGCUUCACUCCCACUCACUCCCACUCUCACUCUAUUUUUCUCUAGUAAUUGCUGCAAUCGGAUUUGUUGAAAGAUGGCUGAGGGUUUAGCUGCAGUUCCCAGCACUGAGUUGUUGGAAUGGCCGAAGAAAGAUAAGCGUCGGUUCCUUCACGCCGUGUACCGUGUUGGCGAUCUUGAUCGUACCAUCAAGUUCUACACUGAGUGUUUUGGGAUGAAAUUGUUGAGGAAAAGAGAUAUUCCUGAAGAGAAAUACUCCAAUGCCUUUCUUGGGUUUGGCCCAGAGGAGUCUCAUUUCGUUGUUGAGUUAACUUACAAUUAUGGAGUAUCAUCGUAUGAUAUUGGAACUGGUUUUGGGCAUUUUGCAAUUGCAACACCUGAUGUCUACAAAAUGGUUGAGGACAUCCGUGCAAAGGGUGGCAAUAUUACAAGAGAGCCUGGUCCAGUUAAAGGUGGAUCCUCUGUUAUUGCUUUCGUGAAGGAUCCUGAUGGUUAUAUUUUUGAGCUCAUCCAAAGAGCUUCUACUCCUGAGCCACUCUGUCAAGUAAUGCUUCGUGUUGGGGAUUUAGACCGCUCUGUUAAGUUCUAUGAAAAGGCGUUGGGAAUGAAGCUAGUAAAGAAGGUGGAUAGGCCUGAAUAUAAGUACUCCAUAGCUAUGAUGGGGUAUGCAGAAGAACAUGAGACUACUGUUCUUGAGUUGACUUACAAUUACGGAGUGACUGAAUAUACCAAGGGAAAUGCAUAUGCACAGGUUGCUAUUAGCACUGAUGAUGUAUACAAAAGCGGUGAGGUUGUGGAACAUGUUAUACAAGAGCUUGGGGGAAAGGUUACUCGUAAACCGGGGCCAAUUCCUGGGAUCAACACUAAAAUUACCUCUUUCCUAGAUCCUGAUGGCUGGAAAACUGUUCUGGUUGACAAUGAGGACUUUCUAAAGGAACUCAAGUAGGCACUAAAAAAGAGUAAUGCUACUAUAUGAAUAAAUCAGUAUCUUGUUGUGUAAGCGAGCAGAUAUGUCUGUUAAAUAUGAUAUUUGUUAUGCGACCUGGACCAUUUCCCGCAUGUAUCAGUUGUGGAUUCUAGUAUGUUGCAUAGCUAUCAGCAGGUUAUGCUUAUGAUUGAUGAUAUUCACGAUUUACAUCCCUGUUUUUUAGAUGUGGUCAAUAAAAAGAUGCACUUGGACCGUCAUGCCUUGAUAA
Molecule: messenger RNA, 1289 nt
Organism: Gossypium arboreum
Lineage: Eukaryota; Viridiplantae; Streptophyta; Magnoliopsida; Malvales; Malvaceae
Product: lactoylglutathione lyase GLX1-like
Exons: 9
Coding region: 170-1039 (289 amino acids)
Cellular component (GO): cytoplasm
Molecular function (GO): metal ion binding; lactoylglutathione lyase activity
Source: RefSeq, a predicted model, not a curated record